Aspergillus clavatus NRRL 1 is the source of this 1221-nucleotide messenger RNA. Its product is annotated as Rcd1-like cell differentiation family protein. Lineage: Eukaryota; Fungi; Ascomycota; Eurotiomycetes; Eurotiales; Aspergillaceae. The coding region runs from base 1 to 1221 and encodes 406 amino acids. Gene Ontology annotation, biological process: negative regulation of translation; mRNA catabolic process. The record is from RefSeq and is a predicted model, not a curated record. The transcript has 5 exons. Gene Ontology annotation, cellular component: CCR4-NOT complex; P-body; CCR4-NOT core complex.
AUGCUUCAGACGCAAUCUCAACACGUCUUCUCCCAUCAGCAUCAGUAUCCGCAGGCUGAUCCUUCCUGGCUGCAACAUCAGCAGCAACAGCAACAGCAGCAGCAGCAGCACCAUCAAGCCCAGCCCCAUCCCCACCAGACUCAACAACAGCAUUCUUCGCUGGUAGCCCAACAUGCUCAAGUCCAGGCAGCCGCCGCAGCCGCCGCCGCCGCUCAACAACAACAUUACAACCGCAUAGCCAUGGGCGGAAACGGUGGUGGUGCUGGGAACCCGGCGCAAGGAGCCGGUGCUGGAGCUCUCAACGGAGAAGGCGCUUUGUCUGGCGCGGUGUCGGCCAUGGAUGGCGGGAUUAGCGAUGAGAACAGGAAAGUGUUCAUCUGGGUUGCCGAGUUGCUAGACCCGAACCGCCGGGAGGCUGCCUUGAUGGAGCUCAGCAAGAAAAGAGAGCAGGUUCCUGAGUUGGCGCUGGUUAUCUGGCAUUCUUUUGGCGUUAUGACUGCCUUGCUCCAGGAAAUCAUCUCCGUCUAUCCGCUUUUGAACCCCUCGCAGUUGACCGCUGCAGCGUCGAAUCGUGUUUGCAACGCGCUGGCUCUGUUGCAAUGUGUUGCCUCUCACAAUGAGACUCGUACCCUGUUUCUGAAUGCUCACAUCCCUCUUUUCCUAUACCCCUUCCUCAACACGACUUCGAAAUCUCGCCCGUUUGAAUACCUUCGUCUUACUUCCCUCGGUGUGAUUGGGGCGCUUGUCAAGAAUGAUUCGUCUGACGUGAUCAACUUCCUCUUGACCACUGAAAUCAUUCCUCUCUGCCUCCGCAUCAUGGAGACAGGCUCAGAACUCAGCAAAACUGUUGCCAUCUUCAUUGUACAAAAAAUCCUUCUUGAUGACAUUGGCCUUGCAUAUAUCUGCGCUACAUACGAACGCUUCUAUGCUGUGGGGACGGUUCUGAGCAACAUGGUGACUCAGCUUGUGGAGCAACAGACAGUGAGACUGUUAAAACAUGUUGUCCGCUGCUUCCUUCGCCUGAGUGAUAAUAGUAGAGCUCGCGAAGCUCUACGCCAGUGUCUCCCCGAACCCCUUCGCGAUGCCACCUUUUCCUCUGUGCUGCGUGACGACGCGGCGACGAAGCGUUGCCUCGCGCAGCUGCUCAUCAAUCUCUCCGACAAUGUUUCUGACGGCGCUCCGGGAGUCACUAUGCGAAGACGGAUCACACGGCGCAAAUAG